CUGUUCGACUGGACCUGAUAUACGACUAUGAGCUCGGACAUGGCGCAGAUCUCCGAGGACAUUCCCGCACCCGAUGCGUCCAGGUCAGAAGAAGGGGACAUCCCGAGCUACUAUGAGGCCUUCCCGCCCCUCUCAGAGGGGGAGUCCCCACGGGGUGGGGCGUCUGCAUCCACACCUGCUGCUGCUCAGUGGGGCCCCACUAAUAAGAUGAUGUUGAGGACUUCUACUACAACCCAGGUUUUCCGCGUUCCUUUAGAAGAGCGUCGUUUCCAAGAAAUCAAUGAGCAUGGGUUUGGCGAGGCAGGAGAACAGGCCAAGAUCUGCAAGGACAUCAUGCAGAAAACUGGUGUUGCCAUAGAGAUGAGCCUUGCCAAAGAUCAGAGCCUCACUGUGGUUAUUACGGGGAAGAUAGAGAAUGUGAUGAAAGCGAGGCGCAUGGUGGUCAACCAACUGCAAACCCAGGCCAAUGUUACCAUGAAGAUCCCCCGAGAGCACCAUCGUUUUAUUCUGGGCAAAAGUGGCAAGAAGCUUCAGGAGCUGGAGCUGAACACCACCACCAAGAUCACCAUCCCGCGUCCGGAGGAGAACUCCGACGUCAUCCGUAUCGUGGGCACCAAGGAAGGAAUAGAUAAAGCCAGACAUGAGCUACAGUUGAUAACUGAUGAACAGGCCAAAUUGGCAUUUGAGCGUCUCCCCAUUGCUAAGAUCUACCAUCCAUUCAUCUGUGGACCAAACAACGCUCUGAUGAAGGAGCUUCAAGACAAGACAGGAGCCCGCAUACAUGUGCCGCCACCUAGUGUUAUGAAGGAUGAGAUUGUUGUGUCUGGAGAGAAGGAAGGUGUCCAUGAGGCCAAGGCUACUAUCAUGAAGAUUUACGAGGAAAAGAAACGCAAGUGUCAGACUGUAUCUGUUGAGGUGAGGAAAUCCCAGCACAAGUAUGUGAUUGGACCUCGUGCUGGGGCGUUGAACGAAAUCCUCCAGGCCACAGGGGUGUCCGUGGAGGUCCCCCCACUGGACAGUCCAUCUGAGACCAUCACGCUGAGGGGUGAGCAGGACAAACUGGGACCUGCACUGACCAUGGUGUAUUCUAAGGCUAACUCUGUGGUAAUAGCUGAAGUUGUGGCCCCAGCAUGGCUGCAUCGGUUCAUCAUUGGCCGUCAAGGUGCCACCAUCCGCAAGAUAACACAAGACUUGCCAAAAGUCCACAUAGAGUUCACAGAGGGCCAGGACAAGAUAGUAAUUGAGGGUCCCCCAGACGAGGUGGAGCAGGCCCAGAAGGCCCUGGGGGAGAUCACCCAGGACCUGCAGACCAGAAUGGCCUACGCUGAACUGGAUGUGAACCAGAAGUAUCACAAGCAUAUCAUCGGAAAGAAUGGUGCUAACAUUACAAGAAUCAAAAAUGACACUGGUGUUGCAAUCCGUAUUCCCUCUGACAGCGAGGGUAGCCGUAUCAUCCGCAUUGAGGGCGAUCCCAAGGGAGUGGAGAAGGCCAAGGCAGAGCUUAUGGAGAUGGUGGAGAAAAUGGAAAAUGAGCGUAGCAAGGACAUCAUGAUAGAGCAGCGUUUCCACAGGACCAUCAUCGGGGCCAAGGGCGACAAGAUUAAAGAGGUGCGGGACAAGUUCAACCAGGUACAGAUCACUUUCCCUGACCCAGGCAAGAAGAGCAACAUUGUCACCCUGCGUGGACCCAAGAACGACGUGGAGAAAUGCUACAAGUACCUGCAGCAGAUGCACCAGGAACUGGUGAGUGUUGUUACAAGUGGGACAACUAGGAGACAGUGA
Molecule: messenger RNA, 1782 nt
Organism: Lingula anatina
Lineage: Eukaryota; Metazoa; Brachiopoda; Lingulata; Lingulida; Lingulidae
Product: vigilin
Molecular function (GO): mRNA binding
Source: RefSeq, a predicted model, not a curated record